Molecule: messenger RNA, 3879 nt
Organism: Triticum aestivum (bread wheat)
Lineage: Eukaryota; Viridiplantae; Streptophyta; Magnoliopsida; Poales; Poaceae
Product: disease resistance protein PIK6-NP-like
Exons: 3
Coding region: 1-3591 (1196 amino acids)
Biological process (GO): defense response to other organism
Molecular function (GO): ADP binding
Source: RefSeq, a predicted model, not a curated record
AUGGAGGCCACGGCGCUGAGCAUCGGAAAGUCCGUGCUGGAUGGAGCGCUUGGCUAUGCAAAAUCUGCCCUGGCAGAGGAGGUUGCUCUGCAGCUAGGAGUCCGGCGUGAUCAGGUCUUCAUCACCAACGAGCUUGAGAUGAUGCAGGCUUUUCUCAUGACCGCCCACGAUGAGAGAUAUGAUGACGAUAGGGUCGUCAAGGUGUGGGUAAAACAGGUCCGCGACGUGGCCUAUGACGUCGAGGACACCCUCCAGGAAUUCUCUGUGCGCCUACGGAGGAAGUCCUGGUGGCGUAUCCAUCGAACGCUAUCAGAUAGGCGCCAUGUGGCCAAGCAGAUGAAGGAGCUGAGAGCCAAUGUUGAGGAUGUCAGCCAGAGGAACAUGCGCUACAACCUCAUCAAGGGCUCUAGCUCCAAGUCGGCAAGCAUCGGUGGACAGUCUGCAAUGGUUGGUACAGCUAUGUCUGGCACCGACGAAGCAAGGCGCCUACGGGAGAAAGCAAAAGUGGAUCUCGUUCAAUUGAUCAACAAGAAGGAUGAUGACCUUAGAAUCAUCGCGGUGUCAGGAAUAAGAUCAGGUCAUUUGUGGGAGACUUCAGUCAUCAGAAGGGCCUAUGAAGAUAAAAAGGUAUACAAGAAGUUUGAGUGCCGAGCCUGGAUCGCAGGGUUGAUACGUCCUUUUACUUUAACAGAGUUCUUGCGAAGCAUCAUCGAACAAUUCCAUGUAAAUUGUCUUCAAAGUGUGGGGGAAAGAGAAAAAACAGAGAUCCAAGUCCUGAGGAAGAUGGGGAUGAUGAAGAAAGAUGAUUUGGUUGAUGAAUUCAUGAGAUACGUAAAUGAGAAGACUUACCUGAUUGUACUUGAUGACAUACAGAACAUUGAAGAAUGGGGUGACAUUAAGCCAUGCUUCCAGAAUAACAAGAAAGGAAGCCGAAUCAUAGUCUCUGCAUACCAAGCUGGAGUUGCAAGCUUAUGUGUAGGGCCUGAGGAUGUAGUACCAGAGUAUAAGCAGUUGUUUGUUGAUGAGAAUAUUUAUGCUUUCUAUGAGAAGGGGUCUCAUAAUGGGAUAGAUUCAAUGGAGGCCGGGAGUAGCUCCAAUACAGGCAUUGCUGGCAGUGACGGCUCUGGCAAUAAGAAGAUUCUUAAUCACAGAGAGACACUAGCAGUUUUUAGGGACACUCAACUCAUUGGGCGUGAGAAAGAAAAGUCAGAAAUCCUAAAACUAGUUUUAAAUGAAGAUAGCCAACAACUUGAAGUGAUAAGCUUGUGGGGAAUGGGUGGUAUUGGAAAAACCACACUAGUCAGAGAUGUCUACCAAGAGCUUAGUGGCAAGUUUGAGAAGCGUGCUUGUGUCACGAUUCUGCGACCUUUCAGCCUUGACAAGCUUCUCGAGGACAUAGCUAUGCAGAUUGGAUGUGAAGUGAAAAAGAUGGUUAGAUAUUUAGAAGGAAAGAAAUACUUGAUUGUUCUCGAUGAUCUAUCAUCCAAUACAGAAUGGGAUACUAUAAUACCACAAUUUCCUGCAAUGGAAACAUCAAGUCGGAUCAUAGUCACCACAAGAAUAAAGGAUAUUGCUAAUCAUUGUUCAAACAAGCAUAAAAAUAUAUGCGAACUCCAAAGGCUAGGACACAGAAGCGCGCGUGAUCUCUUCAUGAAAAAGGUAUUUGGCAGGACUAUAAAUUUGGAUGAGCAGUAUCCUACUUUGAUUGAACAAGCAAAUCUGAUCCUCAAGAAAUGCAACGGACUUCCUCUUGCAAUAGUGACAAUAGGUGGUUUCUUGGCAAACCAACCAAAAAUCGCUUUCCAAUGGAGGAAACUGAAUGAGCAUAUCAGUGCUGAGUUGGCAAUGAAUCCAGAACUUGGGACCAUAAAAACCGUCCUUAUGAGAAGCUAUGAUGGUUUACCCUAUCACCUCAAGUCUUGUUUCCUAUAUAUGCCUAUAUUUCCUGAAGACUACAGGGUUGGGCGGGGACGCUUGGUGCGUCGGUGGACUGCGGAGGGUUACUCAAGGGAGGUGCGUGGCAAGUUCGCAGUGCAAAUAGCGGAUAGCUACUUCAUGGAACUGAUGAGCAGGAGCAUGAUCCUACCGUCUGAGAAGUCAAUUCAUAGUACAAAAGGGAUUGAUUCCUGCCAAGUCCAUGAUCUCAUCCGUGAAAUUGGCAUCUCAAAGUCAAUGGAAGAAAAUCUUGUUUUUACACUCGAAGAAGGUUGCAUCUCAAACAGCCAGGCCACGGUGCGCCACCUGGCUAUAAAUGGCAACUGGAAGGGGGAUAAGAGUGAGUUUGAGAGCAUAGUGGACAUGUUGCGUCUGCGGUCAUUAACAGUUUUCGGUCAGUGGAAGUCAUUUUUCAUUUCUGACAAGAUGAGUAUGCUCCGAGUUCUAGACUUGGAAGACACAAAAGAUCUGCGUCAUCACCACCUUAAGCAUAUUUGGAAACUUCUUCACCUAAGAUAUCUUUCCCUAAGAGCAUGUCCAACAAUUUUUGACCUGCCAGAUUCGUUGGGUAAUCUGAGGCAACUCGAGACGCUAGAUGUGAGAGGAACUGGAAUUCUCAAGUUGCCAAAGAGCAUCAUCAAGCUUCAGAAGCUAAAUCAUCUUCGUGCUGGGAUCAUACCGGCAUAUGAGGAUUUCGUUUCAUGGGAACAAGCUGUAGGUCAUAUUCCAAAGGUAAUGAAGUGCCGGCCAUGCACUUUAUUAUUAGGGACAAUGUUGUGUUGUCUUGCUUGUUUUGCACCUGAAUCUUUUUUAGGUGAUGGCAUGAGCCACCGUGAUGUAUGCGCUAUGUUUUGCUGCUGCAUAUUACCUAUUCUUGCGACGCGCUUGGACGCACAUGGUGUUCUAGUGCCAAGUGGGAUGACGAAGCUGAAAGCCCUGCACACACUGGGUGUUGUCAACAUCGGACGAGGGAAGGUCAUUCUACAGGACAUAAAAGGACUCACCAGGUUGCGCAAGUUGGGAGUGACUGGCGUCAAUAAGGAAAAUGGACAAGAGCUUUGUUCAGCAAUUGUUGGGCUGAGACAUCUGGAGUCAUUGUCAAUCCGGUCAGAGGGGGAGCCAGGUUUAUCUGGCUGCUUGGAUGGGAUGUCGUCACCUCCGGAGAACCUGCAGAGCCUCAAGUUGUAUGGCAACCUGGUGAAAUUGCCAGAAUGGAUCCAGGAGCUGAAACAUCUGGUGAAACUGAAGCUGCGCAACUCUACCAUAUCAGAGCAUGAUGCUGCCAUACAAGUCAUUGGUAAUCUACCAAACCUGACAUUCCUGCAUCUGCUGGAGAAGUCGUUCAAGGGUGAAGAGGUCUGUCUCAGUUUGCUGCCGGGGACGUUUGUGAGGCUGAUGGUGCUGGAACUGAGACCAACGCUCAAAUGCUUGAAGUUUGAACAAGGAGCAGCCUGUAAACUUGAGCUGCUCAAGUUUCGUUUUGCAGACAUCAACAACGAGUCGCUUUUGGGUCUACCAUCACUCGCAAGCCUCAAGGAAGUUGUGCUCCAAGAUUACUUCGAUGACACUGGAUUGGCAUACCUGCGGACUGAACUCGCCGAGAAUCCAAAUCGUCCCAUCCUGAAGAGGGCCUUUGAAGUCGUAAAGGUUGUUUGAUUCUUAUCCAGAGCUAAUCACGCCCAACAAUCCGAUGCAAGCUAGGAGUGCUGUUGUUAUUUCCAACUAAGUACAGUAUCUAGCAAUCACCAGUUAAUCGUUCAUAGUUCCAUUCGUGCUGGUCGGUCGAUCACAAGCUAAUUAUUAGGAGACCUUGCAGUACGCUUUGCCAUGUAUGUAUCUGUGUCGUUUCUAGCCUAUUGUCUUGGAGAGAAAAUAGAAGAAGUGCCACAAGACAAAGAAAACAUUGAGUGCCGCUUUGGUACAACCCCCCUCGCAUUACGUAUA